AUGUAUAAAUUGAAGAAGCAUAGUAAGGAUAUUGACUGGUAUUGGAUGACAUUUUACCAAGUAACAAGCUUACUUCGAGCGUGUCUGGACUUCAAUAGUUUUUCUUUCAACAACAAACUGUACCAACAAGGUCGAGGAUUGGCUAUGGGGAGCCGCCUUGCACCAAUGUUAGCAGUUAUUUACAUGGAUUCUAUUGAAUUUCCAGCUCGUAGUCUUUCCAAUAUCUGUUUCUAUCGUUACAUUGACGAUAUAAUUGUUCUGGCUGCGUCAAAGGAGGAUUUGAAUGAGAUUUUCCAAUGUCUCAAUUCACAAUCCAACUUCAUAAAACUAACAAGGGAAGAGCCUACCAAUGGUUGGCUUCCUUUCCUAAAUUUCGAAUUACGCAUCCAGGACAAUUCUAUUGUUCAUCGCUGGUAUCGGAAACCAAGUAGUAAGAAUUUGCUGGUACGGUUUGAUUCUUUUCAUCCCAUCAAACAAAAGUCGAAUAUCGUAGUCAAUACGAUUCGAACAGCAAAAUCUUGCUCUACUUCGGAUAAUAAGUCCUAUUCAGAAAAUUUGGCGUUAAGAGUAUUGGAGAAAAACGGAUACAAUAUUUCUAAACAAAAAUCUAAUAGACCUUUCUAUCAAAAACGAGUAUCCGUUCAAACCAAUGUAGAUCAUUGUAUUAUGACUAUUCCUUUCAUGGGUGAUAUGGUCACGAAACGGAUUCGGAACAUUCUGAAAGAAUUUGAACUGGAUACACAAGUGGUUGAACUCAAAGGGAGGUCACUUAAAGAUAUCUUGGUCAAAAACAGAUGUUUCGAAUCUACCUGCAAUCAUCGUGACUGUAGAAUCUGUGAAAAAUUCGGAAUAGGAAAAUGUAAUGUGAAAGGCGUAAUUUAUAAAAUCACAUGUGACUGCGGGGAAUUUUAUAUUGGAGAAACAGGCCGACCUUUUGAGUCUAGGUUUGCGGAACACAGACGUGCCUGCAAUAAACCUAUGACUAAGUCUUAUAGUUCGAGUGUUUGGGCAAAACAUUCUAAGGAAAAACAUGGUGGAGAGGCUUUGGUGAUUGAUGUUGAUAUUCUGGAAGUCGAACGCAAUACUAAUAUUCGGAAGAUCAGAGAAGGGGUUUUGAUAAAACAUCACAAUUCUUCAUUAAACAAUAAAGAGGAACUCUCGGAUAUGAUCACAAGGCUUGGAACAAUCCAAAUACCAAAUUCUUUCUAA
This is a messenger RNA of Caenorhabditis angaria, 1209 nucleotides long. The record is from the annotation of a GenBank genome assembly. NCBI's taxonomy places the organism in Eukaryota, Metazoa, Nematoda, Chromadorea, Rhabditida, Rhabditidae.